AAGCUAGUAAAUUAAAGAUUGGAUAUUAAAAAUAUAAAAGAUGAACAACAUAACCUAUAAUCAAUAUACGACAAACUUUCAGUUUCUUUCUGUUUGUCACUACAUCACAAGUUUUGGUCUAUUUUUUUACAAUCAUAAUCUAAUUCCCCUGGAUCGUCGAAAUCAUUCUUCGUGUGUUUUGAACACAUUUUUUGACUACAUUCACAAUUCGGAAAAUGAAACCGAAACGAAACUUCAACUUUUACGAAAAGUAUUAAAAGGAAGUGAUCUGUACGGUGGGGGAGAAAAUGAAACACUUGACAUGAAAUACUUGAACGAAACAUAUCAGUACAUCAUUAGUAGUGCUCUUUUUUCUCACUAUGGCAACAUUUACGGCUAUUUAGCUCAAAUAAUAAAUCGAUCUGACAACAUAACCUACUUGGCACUCAAGGAAAAGGUAUUUCAAGAACUUUCGAAAACUUACAUCAGUCGUGAUUAUUGUUCCUCAAGAUAUGAAAGUUUUGCUCUCACCAAUUUGACAAUUAAUAAAGUUUUCAAUGAAUAUAUUUGGUCAAUGUUUCCCGAACCAGAAAAAAAUAAUAUGGAAAUAAUGGACAUUAAUUAUAUUUACGCAAUGAUUGGUUUAAAAAUCGCCCGUUCUGUUCAGGCGGACAGUGGGAAUUUAUCUUUCGACAGUUAUAUUCUUUUAUCCCAAGGUAUUGAAAUUCAGACAAUCGAUGACGAAUCAUAUCAACUGGCUAUGGAAUUAUUCGCAACGCCGGCUUUAUUUUAUUAUGCUUCUAAAGAAAGGGAGAAUUUUUCCAAAAAGGAUAUAUCAGUCCUGAUAAAUAGUAACAAAUUUUGGCAAGAGGCAUUCGAAACAUUUUUCCACUUUCUCAAUUUUUCUCUACAAACAACUAUUAGAAGUGAUUAUGAGAAAAGUCUCCAUUAUAAAUUAGAAAUGGAACUAAAAAGUCUGGAAAAUCGAACACAUAUUGCCAGUAAGAUACUAAAGACAGUUUGUAAUUAUUCAAGUUAUGAAGAAAUUCCGUCAUUUUUUGUAAAUGUGUAUAAAACUUCGCAAUUUAUGUUGACAUAUGUUCUCCCCGAUAGAUGUCAAUUUAAGUCAUUUCCCAAUUUGGAAAAGUUAUAUAAUUCUCAGUUUGAGUAUUUAACUAAGUUAUUUAAUGAGAUUGAACAAAAUUCGUUGGAGAGGGUCCUCGUUAACGGAAAAUUGAUCGAAAAAAUGAAUUCGAAUGCAAGUGUGAAAUUUGCAAGUGUUCCAAAUUAUGAAAUGCAUUGUAUGUACUGUGCACCAUUGCCAAGAAAGAUGAACAGUGAUAUAUAUUUAUUGUUCGCAAUAACCGAAAACGAAGAAACGGAUUUUUAUGCCAUUAGACAGGAGAACAAUACUUUGACUUUACUUUCAAGUAGUGUAGACGAACCGGAAUUUUCCAGAGCAGUCGCUAAUGUGUCAUUCUUAAGAAUGGAAGUUACAAUUUUCUCCCGAUUUCUUAAAAAACGUGGUGAAGAUUACAGAGUUUUUAUUCAAAGGAUUGCGGAUAUUAAGACCGAACAAUUUGUACAGGGUCUGAAGAAUUAUUACCUAGAUCCAACCACUGGGGAGAAAGUAAUAGAUUUCAUGAAAUCAUUAGUGCCAUUUUAUACCUGUAUUGAAAGUAUAAAAUCCGGAAAUGAGGCAGGUGCUGUAUUGAGCUGUAGUCUUGAUAUCUUGACACUUCUUCCAGUGGCUGGAGUUGCUGCAAAGUACUCUACUAAAUUAUGGAGUACAUUUUUAGUUGAAAUAGGAAAUCAAGCCUUUUGGAGUCUGCCAAAAUUGUCGAUCAGGGGAAUGGGUCAAAUUUAUAGAGCAGUUUCUCGAAGUCUAACGGAGGAAAUUCUAACCAGACAACUUCUGAGGGACUUCACUGUCGCCUCCCUAAGAACACUGGAUCCUGGUUUUGAACUAUCAUUUCAAAUCGGUAGAUUCUCGAGUCAAGUUCUACGAAGAAUGUUCCAGAGUUUGUCGUCAAGAUUAACGACAAUUUCGAAGAAUCUUCUGCUGCCAGUUGAGUCGACAAUGAAUGUCCUUAGAAAUCCAAAUUUAUUGCCUGAUGAAACAGCACUUGUGCCAAAGGUUAUUGAUCAGAAUAAUUAUAACAUGGUCAGAUAUCUUUACCCCGGGGGUUCGAAUUAUUUUGGACCUAAGUGCUUAACAUCGUUUGGAAAAGUUGCCGAAAUGAGAACAAUCGAAGGAAACACUUUUCAAGUUCCCGUUGUUCCAUUAAAAUCAUCCGGUAGUUCAGUCCACUAUCAAGAAUACAAUCCCAAAACUGGUAAAGUUUCUAAAGAAAAACUCGAAAUUGGUAGAGAUGAUAUUCUCCGAAGAGUUGGAAUUUACAUUCAUCAAGCAGCAGCGGAAGGAAAAGAUAUCACUGUCGUACGUAAUUAUCACGUAUAUCAUAAUACAAUGGAGUGGCAUCCACAAGCAAAGGAAAACCUGAACGAUAAUUUCAACCCACCUACAGAAGGAGAUAAUCCGUCUUCGAAUUUGGAGCCUUCUUCAGAAGAUUUACCAACUGAUAACACUCCCAAGACAUCUAAAACACCCGAAAAUUCCCAUAUCCCCCUUCAUGGACUAGAUACACAACAAACGUUUGCCUUAUUGAAAAAAUUCAAAAAAAACGGAUUAUCAGCUUUAAAGGAAGACAAAGAAUUACUACAGUUUCGACGAAUGGUAAAUUCCAUCGAUUCUUAUCAAACAAUGCAGAAAGUCGAACAAACAAGAGACCUUUGGAUAAUCCAGGAACAAACGCGACCAUCAAUUGUAAACCUAUUGAAAAACCUCAAAGAAAAGCAAUUCUAUUUUAAUGAUAUUACCCUCGUAACCGAUAUUCCUCCAAGUGAAAUAAUUCUCAAGAAGAAAAUAAAAUUUUCUUUAAAAACAGAAGUUCGUUAUCACAUAAAAGUCAAUUCUCAAUACGGAUUUAUCAACCUAGCUGCAGUUAAUAAAGAUUUCAUGAAUCAAUAUCUCGUAUUUCCAGAAGUCGACUUCUUUGUAACUGACACAAAAUUUGUAAAUGGAAAAGAAAUUUUAAUUGUAGAAUUAAAACACUGGUCAUUGAAAAAGGAACAAUGGAUUAAAAUUAGAGAGAGGGAUAAUAUGUUACUUGACAAUAGACAAAUAGUAGAAACCCCCAGGGGAGAGAGUGUUGAAAAAGCUGCCCUCUUCAUAUCGACAAAUACACCCUUAAAAAAAUUCUCCGAAUCGGAAACUUUUUUGAAACAAUACAUUCUAAAAUUAGUCGAAGACAAUACAGUUCCUAGUUAUGAUUCAUUAGCGAGAGAUAUUUACGCCGGUACAACAUUACCGGAAAAAUAUAAUAAAUGGAAAAUAAAGAAUCACAAAUUCAUCGAUGAUGUUCUAUAUCAGAAAAAAUUGCAACAGGUUGAUAAUUUAAAAUCUGCGAAACGUACUAUUAACAAAAUAUAUGGAGGUAUUUACAGUCAGAAAGUGGACCCCGUAUUUGAAAUUUAUCAUAAUUCACCUACAAUUAAAAAUCUUGUUCGAUUUGAGGAUUUCUACAUUAUCUUUUCGUUGUCAUUUCAAAAUUUUUUACUUGAUGUUAAUGCAUAUAGACGUAUAACUGCAACAAUGUUAAGACUCGCGCUAAGACAAUCAGCGUAUGCAGAGAAAUUAAAUCCAGUUAAAAUUUACUAUUCGAUUAAUCUUGCUGUUGAUGAAUUCGAUGAAUUGAUAACAUUAAAAACUGGUAGUGACUUAAUGUUCACACAUGUGCAAGCAUUUCAAAACAAUCGUGAAUAUGUAUUGAAAAAUGCAGGAGAAACAAAAGCAUCUGACACUUUAGUUUUGUAUGAAUUAGAAGUAACAAAUCGAGCUUGUUUUGUUGAUCUUAGUUCAAUUUUUGAUGAUCCAAAUGGACAAUUCUUUGUACUAGCAGAUACUGCACUUAGGAUAAUGAAUAGAAGAAAGGAGAUAAUUAGUGGACGUAAUGUUUUUGUCGUUACACUUCAAGAUGAUAUGUUAUUGACAGAGGAAAGAAUCGUCAACACAGUAAAUAUGUUACAUAGUCUACUUUCUAAAGACACUAAAUUUUAUUACAAUGAUUUAAAAAAACGUAACUAAUUGAAAGUAAUUAUUAAUUUUUUUAUCGUUUAGAUCGGAAUAUUAAAAAUAAAACUUUUAUAGAUAAUUAUUUUCAUGAAUUACAUUUAACUAUAUAAAAAAAAUGUAAUAUUGAAAAUUAUUUAAAACUGAUGGUUACAUCGCGAAUCCCAUGAGUCAUUCUCUAACUUGACCAUAUAAUGUACAUCCUGCGGACAAGAAUUUUAAUAGAAAAUAUAUUAUAAACAAAAGUUAUUUAAACUAUAUUAAAUUAUGUAUGCUGUAACGUUACGGUUUAAAAAAAUAGUAGGCAAAUAAUAUAAAAAAAAUUGACGCCGAAAUUUUAAUAAUAGCGAAUAUUUUAAAGCAGUAAAAUAAUUUCUGCAAAAUAUGAAAUUCUUGAAAAAUUGUUGAUAAAAAACAGAGAGAGAGACAUAAAUUUUUACAGCGACUGACAAUAAAAAAACUAUCGCUGAAAUAUUCCUUUUGAUAAAUGCAACAAUUGUAAUAUUCAAAAAUUCAAUAGCGAAUAUUUGCUUUGUUCCUUAACUUAAUUCAAUAGUUGUUCGACGCUCUGUAAAAUUAGCUCUGUCAGAGACAACCAACAAGAAAAGAAGCAUGAAUUCCAAUGCCGCUGCCUACCUCAAGAACCACUAAUAAAAGGAGUAAUUGGACUUCCUGGAAUGGUUGGUAUUCGAGGAUUUCCUGGAACAUCUGGAAUUAAUGGUGUUGACGGACAAAA
Molecule: messenger RNA, 4847 nt
Organism: Leptopilina heterotoma
Lineage: Eukaryota; Metazoa; Arthropoda; Insecta; Hymenoptera; Figitidae
Exons: 2
Coding region: 41-4126 (1361 amino acids)
Source: RefSeq, a predicted model, not a curated record